Messenger RNA from Microcebus murinus (gray mouse lemur), 3386 nucleotides. It is a transcript of the gene SLC25A34, whose product is annotated as solute carrier family 25 member 34. NCBI's taxonomy places the organism in Eukaryota, Metazoa, Chordata, Mammalia, Primates, Cheirogaleidae. The record is from RefSeq and is a predicted model, not a curated record.
CCCAGGGGGCGGUUCUGCCUCUGGAUUUGACUGGGACCUGGGUGAUUCAGGGUGGGCUGGCUGGAGAAAGCUGCCUUGGGGCAGAGGCCAAGGUGGGAGGCUGGUGCUGGUCCCAGCCCGGGCAGACAGGCAUCUGACAGCAGGGCCGGGGUGGGAGUUCCCUCCUGACCAGACACAAAGGGUGUUUCCCUCCCCAGCUGGCUCUCCUGCAGGGAGCUGCAAAGCCUCCUGCCCCAGCCAGGAGGGGCUCCCUCUUCUGGUGGGCAAGUCCUUACCUGCCAAGUGCUAAAGCCAUGAGGUCACCUGAUUUUCCAUCUCCUACCUACCCAGGGGCCCUGAAGUCAGGGGGCAGGGAUGGGUGGCAGGAGCCAGAGGCAGCCGGGGAUGUGGACCACCUUUAUUGGGUGAAGCCCUGUGCUAGGCGAACUCUUGGCACAUCUCCAGUCCUCCAAAGAACCUUCUGAAGUGGACGUCAAUAGCCCCAUUUUACAAUGAGGGAGACUGGAGCCCAGGGAGGGCGACUUGCUUGGGGUCGCAUGUAAUAGCGGUGCUAGGAUUCCAAAUCAGCCCUUCUCCACCUCUGUUCCCUCGGACAGAGGGACCGUAGACUGUGGGGCCAGAUUGGAAGGUUGAGGCCUGGAAAGGGAGUCACACUGGCAGUGGCAGGGGUGGGGGUGGGCAGUUGCUGGGUUGCCCCUACACCUGGUCUAGGGACCUCCCAGAUACUUGCCCUGUGCCCAGGGCUCUGAGCCGGAGCAGGACAGGCUAAGCCAGAGGCCAGGCAGGAGCACCAGCCCUGUGCCCAGGGCCAGAGGGAGGGCAAGAGGAAGUGCCCGGGCUGGUUGGCACCUUCUCCCCACCCCCAUCCUCCGUCCAGCCCCUAGUGACCUUUCCCCCAGAUCCCAGGAUCCAGGCCCGCCCCAAGGUGGGAGGUGUGGAGACCGAGGCAGCUAGGAUUGGACAGAGCCAGCGGGGGCGUGUCCCAGGCACAGCAGACCCGGGCAGCUGAGCAGAGCAGGUGGACUCCAGGCAGAGCAGCAGCUUCCAGGCAUCCCUAGGCCUGUCCAACUGGGACCCCUGUCCUCUAAACAUGGCCUCAGGCACCCUGGAGCUCCAGCCCUGUGGCCCUGCGGGGACACAGGCAGCCUAAACACCACCAGCCCAGGGUCCGUGCCAUGCCCCUGCCCCAGCCUCAGCAAGCCCCUGGCACAGAGGCCAUGGAGACGGUGCCCCCAGCUGUGGACCUGGUGCUGGGCGCCUCGGCCUGCUGCCUGGCCUGUGUCUUCACCAAUCCCCUGGAAGUGGUGAAGACGCGGCUGCAGCUGCAGGGGGAGCUGCAGGCCCAGGGCACCUACCCACGGCCCUACCGGGGCCUUGUGUCCUCUGUUGCCGCCGUGGCCCGAGCCGACGGGCUGUGGGGCCUGCAGAAGGGGCUGGCCGCCGGCCUGCUGUACCAGGGCCUCAUGAACGGCGUCCGCUUCUACUGCUACAGCCUGGCGUGCCAGGCCGGCCUCACCCAGCAGCCGGGUGGCACCGUGGUCGCCGGCGCUGUUGCUGGGGCACUGGGAGCCUUCGUGGGGAGCCCGGCUUACCUGGUGAAAACGCAGCUGCAGGCCCAGACGGUGGCUGCGAUGGCCGUGGGGCACCAGCACCAUCACCAGAGCGUCUUGGGUGCCUUGGAGACCAUCUGGCAGCAGCAGGGCCCGUCGGGGCUAUGGCGGGGCGUGGGUGGGGCCGUGCCUCGAGUCAUGGUGGGCUCUGCCGCCCAGCUGGCCACCUUCACCUCAGCCAAGGCCUGGGUGCAAGAGCGACAGUGGCUCCCAGAGGACAGCUGGCUGGUGGCCCUGGCUGGAGGCAUGAUUAGCAGCGUAGCCGUGGUUGCCGUCAUGACCCCCUUCGACGUGGCCAGCACGCGACUGUACAAUCAGCCGGUGGAUGGAGCUGGCAGGGGCCAGCUGUACGGGGGCCUCGCGGACUGCCUGGUGAAGAUCUGGCGGCAGGAGGGCCCCCUGGCGCUCUACAAGGGUCUGGGCCCGGCCUACCUGCGCCUGGGCCCCCACACCAUACUCAGCAUGCUCUUCUGGGACGAGCUGCGGAAACUGGCCGUGCGGGCCCGGCACCGGGGCACCUAGGCCACGCCCUCACCCCACACCCGGACACAGCCCGGCACUUGCCCGGCGGGACUGGCCGCCCCAGAGUGGGCCAUGUGCCCAGGCCCUGCCACAGGACUGGGGGAACGCGCACAGCCCAUGGCCCAGCCAGCGCCAGAGCAUCCACUCCAAGUUAUUACCGACUCUGCUCUCCAGAAAGUUCUCUUCCUUCCCUGUACUGAGCCAUUGCAUCCCAGAGCUUUAUUCCUCGGUAUAACAGCUGCUGCGGGCAUGAGCCCAGUGCCUUACACGUGUCAGCUUGCUCAGUCCUCACACAGCAGCACGAGACAGUAAAUCCUCUUUUACCAUAAGGAAGCUGAGGCUGAGAGAGGUGACAUGGCUUUGCCCAAAGCCACACAGCUUUGCAGUGGCAGAGCCAGGACGGGAACCCAGGUCUGCCCACCCUGGACCUGUGCCCCUGAUGAGGGCCCUGCCGCAUCGGGACCGUGGGAUCGCGGUACCAUGGGGACACCCGGGUGCAGGGGAGGCCACGGCGUCGUCAUCUAUGUUGGUUGCUCAGGCUGCCAUCACAAAGUGCCACAGACCAGGGGACUUAGACAAUGGAAAUCUGUUCUCACAACUCUGGAGGCCAGAAACCUGAGAGCCGGAUGUCAGCAGGGCUGGUUCCUCCGAGGGCGCCUUCUCCCUGUGUCCUCUCGUGGUCGUCCCCCUGCGUGUGUCUGUGUCCCAAUCUCCUCUUCUUGUAAGAACACCAGCCAUGUUGGACUGUCAUGGUCAUGAGGCCACCGCAUGACCUCAUUUGACUUCAUUAUCUCUGCAAAGGCCCCAUGUCCACGCACAGUCACAUCCUGAGGUCCUGGGGGACAGGACUUCAACAUACAAAUUUUGGGGGACAAAAUUCAGCUCCUCUCAGGGCUUUUGCUGAGGGCCACCCAGGGCCCGGUGCUGUGGGCAUUUGUUGCACGGAGCCUGAGGUUCUUCAGGAGCCCUGGAGUGCCCGUUGUCCAGAUGAGGAGACCGAGGCCGGGAAAGGAAGUGACAAAUCAGGGUGGAGCCCGUGGCUGGGGGAGCAGCAGGCGGCUGGGGGAGCAGCAGGCGCCCGGCCCUCUCCAGGCCCACACACGCCCCGCGUCAGGCUCUCAGCGCCAUGCGCCACCAUGACACUGCAGCGGGGACCCCAGCCCCCUGGAAGGGGCAGCACUGGCCGGGCUCAAGCUGCCCCACCUGCCUUCCCUGCUGCACACUCCAAGUCAAUAAACUUUUCUAUUUUGUUUA